Molecule: messenger RNA, 1761 nt
Organism: Helianthus annuus (common sunflower)
Lineage: Eukaryota; Viridiplantae; Streptophyta; Magnoliopsida; Asterales; Asteraceae
Product: ran-binding protein M homolog
Exons: 10
Coding region: 187-1587 (466 amino acids)
Biological process (GO): cell surface receptor signaling pathway; cytoskeleton organization
Cellular component (GO): cytoplasm
Molecular function (GO): protein binding
Source: RefSeq, a predicted model, not a curated record
CGACUUACAAACAAAUCAAACGUCGUCGUUAAUCCAUCUUUUAUUCGAUCUGCGUACCAUCAUCUUCAUCAACUGCAACAAAUUAGGGUUUCAACUUUCACACUCUCUACAAUUCCUCUUCAAUUAGGGUUUUGUGCGAUCACACACGCAUCCUCAAAUCUCCAUCUUCACUCGAAGAUCGCAACAAUGGCGAAUGAUUCUGAACAAACACAAGAUCUCGUAGGCUCCUAUUUCUUAAACCUAUGGCGAUUGAAGUCCAAAACAGCAUCAAAAGACGUUGAAAUGAUGAAUUCGGACAACGAAGACGAAGAUAUGGAAGAGGACGAUGAGCCUGUGCCCACGGAACUCGAUACGGUGAACAGUUCCGGUGGAUUCUCGAUCGUGUUGCUGGAUAAGUUAUCGGUUCAGUAUCCGAGUGUGAGUUUGCAUGGACAUGAUGUAGGUGUUGUGCAGGCGAAUUGUCCUGCACCUGUGAAGCGUUUGUUUUAUUAUUUUGAGAUGUAUGUUAGGAGUGCUGGUGCUAAAGGUACUGUUGCUAUUGGAUUUACUACUGAAGGGUUUAAUUUGCGCAGACAGCCUGGGUGGGAAGCAAACAGUUUUGGAUAUCACGGGGAUGAUGGACUGCUUUAUCGUGGGCAAGGAAAAGGAGAGGAUUUUGGCCCAAAGUAUACCACUGGUGAUACAGUUGGUGGUGGCAUUAACUAUGCUUCACAGAAGUUAUUUUUCACGAAGAACGGUCAAGUGGUUGGAACAGUAGAGAAAGAUGUAAAAGGUCGUUUAUAUCCUACAAUUGCUGUUCACAGUCAAAACGAGGAGGUGAGUGUUAACUUUGGUAAAGAUCCGUUUCUCUUCGAUAUCAAGGCAUAUGAAGCAGCUCAAAGGGCAAAACAAGAUACAUCUAUUGAAAAAAUAAGUAUACCACAGACAGCGAGUUACGGAAUUGUUCGUUCCUACCUACAGCAUUAUGGCUAUGAGGAAACCUUGAAUGUAUUUGAUGAGGCUAGCCAAACUUCAGUUCCUCCUGUUACCGGUUUUCAUGAUAAUGGCUUCAACGAGCAUGCCAUGUAUGCAUUAACUCAUAGAAAAAUUCUUCGAAAGCUAAUUAUGGAUGGUAAAAUUGAUGAUGCAAUUAGUAAUCUACAUGAGUGGUAUCCCGAGACCAUCCAGGAUGAUACAUCAGCCAUUUGCCUUAUGCUACACUGUCAAAAGUUCAUCGAACUAGUUCGGGCUGGACGUCUAGAGGAAGCUAUGGAUUAUGGGAAGAAUCGAUUUGAAAAGUUUUAUAACUUGAAACACUAUGAAGAUCUUGUGAAGGACUGUGCUGCUUUGUUGGCGUAUGAAGAACCAAAUAAAUCAACAGUGGGGUAUUUGCUGGAGGAAUCACAGAGAGAGAAGGUGGCGGAUGCAGUAAACGCCAUAAUAUUGUCUACAAAUCCGGACUUGAAAGACCAUAAAAGCUGCUUGCAUUCGUAUCUCGAGACACUUCUGAGGCAGCUAAGUGCUUGUUUCUUACAGAAACGAUUACUCAACGGGAAUCAAGGAGAAGCUUUCCAUCUGCAAAGAGUGCUCCUUGCGAAAAACACUUAGCUGUUUGAAACCUUUGGUAUACUGUCGAUAUCGCGACUUGACAUUUUUCUAUUCAAAUGUUUCUGGUCGUAACUAAACCAAAGCAGUAGCAUGUACAUUUUUUCAUGGUUUUUCCUCAACACUUGAAGAAUGCGUUUGGGUGUUAAUUUCUAACACUCACACGAACAAAACAAA